This is a messenger RNA of Arvicanthis niloticus (Nile rat), 2383 nucleotides long. RefSeq names its product PAK1 interacting protein 1 (gene Pak1ip1). The record is from RefSeq and is a predicted model, not a curated record. Gene Ontology annotation, molecular function: protein binding. NCBI's taxonomy places the organism in Eukaryota, Metazoa, Chordata, Mammalia, Rodentia, Muridae.
GAGACCUGUGAACGUCCUUUCUUAACCUUGUACUGACUAGAAUUUCUAGGACAGCAGGUAAUUUCCUGAGUUUGGCUCCCGGCAGAGAUGUACACUAGAGGAAACGCGAGUCUUCAAUUUCGAACGCCACUGUCCUCUUUCAAGACAAUCUUUUUUUCCCUGUAGCCCAGCAUGUGCCUAACGCGGGCCAAUCUGAUUAGAUCCGAGAAGCCAGCAGGCAAGAAGGGCUGAGGGCUGGACGGCCUAGCCUGCAGGCGGGACACGGACUGACAGGACUGGGCUCGUAGUCUAGCGAGGGAACACUGCUAGUUCGGGUUCCCGCGAGCCCUGACCGUCCCCGGGCCGAUCCGACAGAGAGGUCUCUAAUCUGCUCUUUGCACGAAAAUAAAACCCUUCGCUUGUGAUCCGAGCCAUGGGGAAGCUGCAGGAGGAAAAUGGGUGCAAACAGGCGCCGGCCUGGGUUACGAAGCGAGGGACUGUCUCCAAAUAAGAAAAUCACAAUUGGAGGCAAUCUACUCCCGACUGCAAAAUCAGUGCAACACUCCAGGAACUACGAGGUUCCCGAUCAACCGCAGGCCACCGAAACAGGAAGUGGGUUCGCCCCUUCCUUAGGCGCACCGGAAGUUGGGGCUUGCGCGGUGUAGUUCCCGCCCACUUCCUAAGACCGGCCUAUCUGACGGCUUCCCAGGACUUGCCUGCUUGCCGCAAUUUUUUCUCUCUGCUCUGAGACCCUCUUUCCGCAGCCUCGUUCCUUAAGCGCCUCGUAGAAAGGCCACGUGACCUUCGAGAACGUACUCCGUGGUUGCCAUUUGCAGGCGCUUCAAGGUGCCUACUGAGGGAUGACGUAUAAAUAGCGCGCCGCCUUCGGAAGGGCCUGCCUCCGCUUCCAUUGCGUUCCUACGCCGGCUUCUUUUGCCAGGCACGUGUACUGCAUAAUGGAGCUGGUCGCUGGCAGCUACGAGCAGAUCGUAUUUGGGUUCACAAUACGUCGCGGGCCCGCGGGGAGUGGCCAACAGGAGACAUGGACUCCUGUGGCUGACUUCACUAACCAUGGGCACACUGCCUCCCUGUCAACCAUGACAGCAAACAGUCGCUAUGUAGUCACUGGCAGCAAAGAUGAAACGAUCCACAUUUAUGACAUGAAGAAGAAGACAGAGCAUGGGGCUCUGUUGUAUCACCGUGGCACAGUAACUUGCCUGAAAUUCUUUGGCAGUCGGCACUUAAUCAGUGGAGCAGAAGAUGGGUUCAUCUGUAUCUGGGAUGCAAAGAAUUGGGAAUGCCUGAAGACCAUUAAAGCUCACAGGGGUCAUGUGACUUUCCUUUCUAUCCACCCGUCUGGCAAGUUGGCUCUGUCUGUUGGUACUGAUAAGACAUUGAGAACGUGGAAUCUUAUACAGGGAAGAUCAGCUUUCGUAAAAAAUAUAAAGGAAAAUGCUCACAUAGUGGAGUGGUCCCCGAGUGGAGGGAAGUACAUAGUUGUUGUGCUGAAUAAAGUGGAUGUCUAUCGCCUGGGCACGGCGUCUGUGAGCGGCACCAUCACAAACAGCAAGAGAAUCUCCGCUGUCACGUUCCUCUCAGACUCUGUCCUUGCAGUGGCUGGAGAUGAAGAAGUUGUAAGGUUUUUUGACUGUGAUUCCCUAGAGUGCCUCUGUGAAUAUAGAGCUCAUGAAAACAGGGUAAAGGCCAUGGUCAGUUUUGAAGUCCCAGACCAUCACGUUCUUGUCACAGCAUCAAAUGAUGGCUUCAUCAAAAUGUGGACACUUACGAAGGAUAAGAAAGAUCCCCCGUCUUUGCUGUGUGAGGUCAACACUGGUGCCAGGCUGACGUGUAUCAGCGUGUGGUUAGACAGCUCAACAAAGGAAAAGGCGAGCCUCCCUCCAGCAACAGAGCCCUGUCCUGACCAACCUAAGACGGUCGAAAAGGAUUCUGAUGACAUAAUUCAGGAGGAAACAUCAGAAGCUGCUAGCUCAGAAAAAUCUGACCUAACUGGUGACAGCGAGCAGCCAACAGAAGGAAGUAGCUCAGCACCAGCCAAGAAGAGGAAGAUGGCAGACAUGUCGGAAAAGAAGAGAAAAAAGAAAGUGUAACUCACAUGGCAAACCCCAGAUUUCUCCUCCCUAACAGAAUGUCUUUUUGACAGAAUUCUCCAUUUUUAAUAAUAUACCUAACUUUUCCGUGUGAGAACCAAAAGAAUUUACCCUGGAGAAAAUGUGCAGUUUAAAAAAAAGAACCACUUUUAGGUGGUGCUUUGUUUUGGUAAAUGAUAAAGGUAUUUUGGCAGAUGGCGUUUUAUUAUAUAUUGUAGUGUAUAGCAGUUGUUUACUUUUCACUGUUCAGAGCAAGUAAAUAUGUUGUAUUUAAAAUAAUACAGAGUUUAAAUACA